Molecule: messenger RNA, 384 nt
Organism: Ilex paraguariensis (yerba mate)
Lineage: Eukaryota; Viridiplantae; Streptophyta; Magnoliopsida; Aquifoliales; Aquifoliaceae
Source: the annotation of a GenBank genome assembly
AUGGAACCCAAGCAAGAGACCAAGGCCCUUACUCCAUCUUUGCCUCCUCCUACUCUUAUCAAUGGUCUCAUGACCUCUUAUACUACUUUGUCUACUGUAGACAUCGAUCAUGGUGUCUCCACUGAUCGCUCAACUUUUGUGGUUCAUAGUAGUCAUAGUGAUGAUCAUCGAGAUGGUGGUGGUGGUCGAGAAGGUCGUAUGGGUGGUCGUGGGGCCCAUAGUGACCUCGUUUCUAUACUCAUUGUGGCCGUGGAGGACACACUAUUGAUUUCUGUUGGGAUUUACAUGAAAAACCUUCUAAUGCUACGAAUUAGACAUCCUAUCAUGAUGACACCUCUGUUGCUGCUUUCAUACCUCGUUCAGCUCCACCAGACACUGGAUUAG